AUGACGGGCACAAAAUGGUUUCAACAUGUGAUUGAGACCCCAGAGCCUGGCAAGUGGGAGUUGUCUGGGUAUGAGGCAGCCCUGCCAAUCACAGAGAAGUCAAACCCACUGACCCAGGACCUCGACAGAGCAGAUGCCGAGCAAAUUGUUUGAUUGCUGGGACAGUGUGAUGCUGAGAUCUUCCAGGAGGAGGGGCGAGUCAUGCCCACAGACCAGAGACUGUAUAGUGAAUCAAUUCUGACCACCAUGGUCCAAGUGGCUGGCAAAAUUCAGGAAGUGCUGAAGGAACCUGAGGGGGGGCUGGUGGUGCUGAGUGGAGGGGGCAACUCUGGCAGGAUGGCGUUUCUCAUGUCAAUCUCCUUCAACCAGCUGAUGAAAGGUCUAGGACAGAAACCUCUUUACACCUACCUCAUUGCAGGCGGUGAUAGGUCUGUGGUGGCCUCUAGGGAGGGGACAGAAGAUAGUGCCCUGCACGGGAUUGAAGAACUGAAGAAGGUGGCCGCUGGGAAGAAGAGGGUGAUUGUCAUUGGCAUUUCGGUGGGACUCUCUGCUCCCUUUGUGGCAGGCCAGAUGGACUACGGCAUGGACAACCCAGCCACCUUCUUGCCAGUCCUGGUUGGUUUCAACCCUGUGAACAUGGCCAGAAACGACCCCAUAGAAGACUGGAGUUCCACAUUCCAACAAAUAGCAGAGCACAUGCAGAAGCUGCAAGAGAAACAGGAAGCUUUUGUGCUCAAUCCUGCUGUUGGGCCUGAGGGCCUCAGUGGCUCCUCCCAGAUGAAAGGUGGAAGCUUGACCAAGAUCCUGCAGGAAACCUUGCUACUGGCCGCCCAUAAGACUGUGGACUGAGGCAUCGCAGGUCCCCAGUUCUCCUUCUCCCAAGAGGACUCCCUGACUUCCAUCUUGCCAUCCCUCACAGAAAUCGACACUGUGGUCUUCAUUUUUGCCCUGGAUGACAACCUCACGGAGGUGCAGGCGCUGGUGGAGCGUAAGGAGAAGACUGCCAACAUCCAGGCCCUGGCGCAUAGCACCGUGGGGCAGACCCUGCCGACCCCUCUGAAGAAGCUCUUCCCCUCCAUCAUCAGCAUCACGUGGCCACUGCUUUUCUUUGAAUAUGAAGGGAACUUCAUCCAGAAGUUCCAACAUGAGCUAAGCACCAAGUGGGUGCUGAAUACCUUGAGUACAGGGGCCCACGUGCUUCUUGGGAAUAUCCUCCAAAACCCCAUGUUAGAUCUGCGCAUUCGCAACUCCAAGCUCUUCUGGAGGGCACUGGCCGUGCUGCAGCGGUUCUCUGGACAGCCCAAGGCUCGAUGCAUCCAGACCCUCCUGCAGGUGAUCCACUCUCCCCAGCCACUGUCGGAUGACAUUUGGGCUGCUCCCAUCUCCUUCCACAUGCAGCUCGCACAUGAGAAGGAGCAGGUGAUCCCGGUAGCCCUGCUGAGCCUCCUAUGUCGUUGCUCCAUCCCCAAGGCGCAGGCGCGGCUGGCUGCCGCUCCGUCGGUCUGUGAGGCUGUCCGGAGCGCCCUCUCUGGGCCAGGUCGGAAGCGCAGCGCGGACCCCCUGGAAGCCCCAGAGCCUACUCCGCUGUGAACUGGUAUUUCUGGGCGCGUGAAGCCCUUGGAGGCAUGGUGGACUCGCCAGCACGGGAGUAGGAGGAGAGGCCCAGUUCCCGGGGCCACCCGCAGCCCAGGGUGGGAGAAAAGAGGCUCUGUACUUUGGGAGGGAGUGUCCCUGCUUUUGA
This is a messenger RNA of Enhydra lutris kenyoni (northern sea otter), 1741 nucleotides long. Its product is annotated as glucokinase regulatory protein-like. The record is from RefSeq and is a predicted model, not a curated record. Gene Ontology annotation, biological process: glucose homeostasis; carbohydrate derivative metabolic process; response to fructose. Gene Ontology annotation, cellular component: nucleoplasm; cytosol; mitochondrion. Lineage: Eukaryota; Metazoa; Chordata; Mammalia; Carnivora; Mustelidae. Gene Ontology annotation, molecular function: enzyme inhibitor activity; fructose-6-phosphate binding; enzyme binding.